Messenger RNA from Porites lobata, 30566 nucleotides. The record is from the annotation of a GenBank genome assembly. Lineage: Eukaryota; Metazoa; Cnidaria; Anthozoa; Scleractinia; Poritidae.
GAAGUCAGAACAAACCGGAACGAAUGGAAAAAGAAGAUCUCUUGCAGUAGCUUUGUAACCAAUUCCGUCAACAGAUUUUCUGCCAAACGCUAUCGAUAAAGGAGCUAUAUCCCACUUCGCUGAAUUGUCAUACCAGGCAUGAGUUUACCGAGCCACAGUUCGAACUCAUACACGCGACGCCACCUGUUCUUAAUUUAUCUGAUAUUAUUGUGGAUAUUUAUUUUUUGGACCGUAACUAUGCCUGGAUAUUUUGCACGUCCCCACAACAGCUUUUUACCCUUCAGCGUCCUGAUGAUCUGUCAAGAUUAAACCAUAUUUUACCAUUUGCUUCGCCGACUGAUUCAUGAGAACUCUCGGUUCUUCCAAGUCCUCGUAGAGGUUUAAUGAGAUGUUUUGACUGACAAUCAUGAACGUCGAGGAACUGGAAACCUUAUCUCUAAGUACCGAUAAUUUGUUAUUUCUGCCAUUAUCGAUAAAGCAAUUAAAGAACUUUGAGUACCCAGUGAGAGUGGGUAACACUUGAUUUCUGCACUUAAACUAAACAAGGUAAUUUACAGACCCGAAUAAAUUAAAAAUUAUGUUUGUGCUUGCACACCGUGCAAUUUUUUUAAAAACUUGAAAAAAAAAGUUAUCGUAUUUUAUUUCACUGAUUUAAAAGUCAUCGUAAUAACAUAAUCAGAAAACAUAAAAAAAAAAACAUGUACAUUGAGCAGUGUGUGAAACGUUAUAAUUAUUAUUUCCGUUUGUGGUUUUUUCUAAUUAUUUACUCCUGCCCUGAAUAGAAUGCUUUUGUAUAAACCUUUACAUUUGCACAUUAUUCCUCCACUACAUCCUUGGAGUCUAAGACUAUAUUAUAAAUCUGUGGAUUUAAAGGGUUAUGUAUUAUCUUAGUAGAAAAAUUUUUAUAAUUUUUAUAUUGUAUAAAAAUUAUACUGCAUUUUCACUAAAACCUUUCCCUUAAUUAGAUAAUGUGUCAUCCUGUCUGUUGUAAAGAUAGGGUGAGAAUUGUUGAUGGAAAUGCUUAUAAAAUGGUAUUGUUAAUUUGUAAAUAAUUUAAAUAGUAGCAUUUUUUUCCUAUACAUGUACUUGAUAAUCAUCAAGAUUUUUGUAAGCUCUGGGGCCUUAGGAAACUAUUAUUUUUGUCUUGUCAAGGUCCUUGAAAGAAUCAAAGAGUGUUUCUAUCUUUAGAGUUUCUUUUAUAGACAUGAGCUAAUCAAGUCAUGUUUUAGUGCACAGACAUUUAAGGGUGUAUAGCAUGCAAAACCAAUUUUUUGUUAUCAUUAUUUGCAAAUAAUAUCAUCAUUACAGAAACAUGCCCUUUGAUAAUUGUUGCCUAUGAAAAGUGGGUACUCCAUUAAGGCUUUGCAAGCAAAAAUGAGGUUUCAAAGGCUACACCAUGUACCACUGUUUUCGGUCUCUUAUGAACUUUAUAGUGACUAACAAUUAUUUUCACACUUUCCAGAAAAGAAACAAUGCAGGAACAAUACAAGUAGAUUACCAUUGUUUAAGGUGUUGGAAUGUUUGCCAUUUCUUCAGAAAAGAAAAUAUUUAUGCAAAAGAGGCAUUUUUUUUUUUUUGCAACCACGCUUAAAUUAAAGCAUCCCAAAUUAGGUAGUCUUCUUUAAUCAACUCGAUGGCAAAACAGCUAAUAAGAAACCAAAACUCCUCUUCACAAAAAUCAGUCAAUGAAUAAGAUUGAAUAAAAUGUUUAGAAGCAUUUAUUACGAUCAGAAGCGGUAGAUGUGUAGUUGUUUUCUUAAGACAGAUUAGACGGCUGUUCAGGUUUGGUGAUUAAAUACAGUGUUCUCACCAGGAUUUUGCUUGAGGAGUCCCAGGCCCCCCUCUUCUGAGAAGUAGGGGCCCUGUAAGAACAUUAGGGGAACAAAGUUACAAAAAACACGGGCACGUAAGAACCUGAGCCCGCACUCCAAAUUGUCUGUUACAUGAAGUACCCACCUGAUCCAAUAUGGCGGAAGAGGUGUUUUACGACGAGGAGGAGGAGUUUACAAUGUAGUGGGACGAUGCUGGGACCAAUGAAAGUAAAGGCAACAAAAUUAAAGACUUUGACUCAUUUGAUAUCAUGUUUUUUAUUUAUUCAGACAAACAGAAUGCUUUAGUGUUAGGGUGACCAUUAAAACUACUUAAGUCCAUUUGACUCAGAAGUUUGCAAACGCCCUAACGGGCGCAUCUUCUUGGUUUUAAUGCGCCAUUUCAGUUUUUUUUAUGGAAUCCCGCAAGGUACGCGCCUGGUGAGAACACUGUAAAUAUGUAGUUUAUAUUACGCUGUUAAAGGAAACUAUCGCUCUUAAUUUGGCCUUAUACUUUGUUAAGAUUAGGUGAGAUUACUUUUCGGAGAAUUUGGCCUUAAAUUUUGAGGCCUAUAAUAUUAUCUGAACCGCAACAAAAUGUAAACAAACCAAGCAUUGGUUUUGCUCAAAUUUCAUCAAUCGAUUCAACACUAUAUAUGAAAGUUUGUAAAAGCUAAAAAUUCAUUUCAAAUCAGUCUGUUGAAACAUGUACAGCAAAAUCAACAACAAUUAUUGAGGAUUUUUCAAUUUUAAAGUGUUUAAAAGCAAUUGAUUAUAUGCUAAUUUGGAUUAAAUUUAGAAAUUUUUUAAAUAAACUUAAGUAUUGUUAGUUGCAUGAAGUUCUAUUCUUCUUCCAAUAACAGCCAAAUGUUGCGUGUGUCUGAGCAAGAACGGUAACCAGGAUUUCUUGAUUGACACUCUGUCCACAUCCUUUUUCAUCUAUUUGCAUUUUCACGUUCGACAAACAUCAAUGGGUGCAUUUCUGUAAUUGUUUACAAUAUUCAGUAUUUUCAUGUCAGAGAGCUCUAUGGAAUAUUCCUUAGGGAGAAUGAAGUAUUACAUGUAUCUUAUUUUUCAUAUCAUGUGGAGAAUACUAUUACAUUCAUUUUAUCCAAUUAAUUAUUAAGUGUGGGAAAAGACAACAAAAUGAAUCAAUGUCACACCCUUAUCAGCAGAUUGAACAGACAGUGGAAGAAUUCAUUUCUAUUUAGAGUUGUGUACAUUAUGUACUUCUAGAUUGUCUUUGUACUGACACAUCUACUAAAUGUUUCAUACUAACAAAAAUUGAUGUAUCUUAACAAAUGGCAUUUCAAAAAAUCUACCCUUUUCUUUUUUAACCAUUACUAGAAAUCUAAAUGUAGGUACAAUUUUGGCAGCUGCCAAAUUUUUACAGAAGCACUGUUCUCUUAGACAGGGCUCCAUUCUUAGGAGCUUAAGAGACUUGAGGAGCAAACCGACGAGGAGAAACCCUACACUGUCACCAAAAGUCAGGGUUGUCACUAAGAUUUUAAGUUGCCGGGUAAAUACAACAAGUAGGCGGGAAUCAAACAGCUAGAGAUUUCUUUUGGUUCCAUUUUUCUUCUAUUUUCCAAUAAAAGUAGCCACGGGGCCACUCUCUUAGUACGGGGAAAACCCCCGCCCCGUUCUUAAUGACAACCCUGAACAGUACAAGUUCUCGUAGGGUCAGGUUUUUUCUAGCACCCGUUUUCUGCAAAUUAUUAAUUUACACUUAACUUUCUGCCAUUUUUUUCUUUUUUACUUCACCUGCACUCGACUCAAUGCAUAACAUUUUCCACAACAUUUAUUAAAAGCAGACAUUCAAAAAACUAGUUAAGCUAGUUUAUUUUAACUAAUCUCAGAUUAGUUAUUCGGUGAUCAUAAUUUUGCUUUCAGGAACUCCUUCUUAUAACACACAAUUUAUUAGUUAUCUGCAUAGUAAGAAAUUUAAUUGUGGAUUUACCACUUAUUGGAGGAUAGCUUAAUCAGCUUUUCAGGAACUGUGGCCUGGUCUUCCAGUGAGCUAUGAAGUUCUCACAGCAAUUGACCAGAUCAAUUGGUUGAAUACAUUCGUAAUGCAUUUAAAAGACCACCCCCGAAAGUAAUGAAAUGAAACAUAUGUUUUUAUCCAACAGUCUUUGUUUGGGCAUCACCUCUCUUGACUCUGCAGUUAAUAUUAAUAUUACUCCUUUUACUUUAGGUUUUACAGAAUCAUACCAAAUUCAAAGUGCUUCCCAGAAAGCUUACUAUUGGCAAAAGGUUGGCACAAUGCAUGCACCCCACUCUGCCAAGUGGUGUGCAUCUCAAAGCACUGGAAACAUACGAGCUCAUCUUCACACGCAUCGGCCACAAAGGACUGGCACAGGAUUUGUUCAUAUAUAGUGCUGGACUUUUUCCUUUACUUGGAAAUGCUGCUAUGUCUACUAGGCCUUUGUUGAUGACUUUGUAUGAGAAUUAUUUCCUUCCACUUGGUAAAGCAUUGCUUCCUGGAUUAUCAGGACUGUUACUUGGCCUUUUACCAGGGAUUGAGGAAGGAUCUGAAUAUACAGACAGGUUUGUUGAAUAUGCUGCAGUCAUCAGAAGCCUCCCAAUAAUGAUUUUAUCCUUACCACUAAACUACCAUUAAGCUCAUCAGGGGCGUAGUCAGCCCCUGGACCUGUAGGCCGGAGCCUACAAAUUUUGGUUAGAUCACUCUACCACUUGUAAUAGGUUAUGCGUUGUUGGGGUGAGCUAAAAGGCUUAAGAGGUCAAAAUGUUUGUGAGGUCAGACUAGUGAUGCGUGCAAUUUUCAGGAUAUGUGGAUAUGAAAGUCAGUCAGGCCUACAUAUAGUAUUGAAAAGUUGGCUACACCCCUGCUCAUCAACAAAGAUUAGCAGGGAGAAAGUGCCCAGAGAGGCUUGUGGAGAGAAGAACAACAGCCAACUGCAGUGCAUGACAAUCCUGUUGUUGGCAUCCACCCAGGCAUCAUCACCUUUCCAACUAAACUAGUGCAAUACCAACUUUAUAAUUAGCAUAUACUUACCAAAGGGAGGAUGGGGUAAGGAGGGGAACACUUGUUGAACAAGACAAACAUGAAGCGACGUGAAUAUAAUGGCCUGACCUCAAGACCCCUGUAGAGCUAAUUGAGCACCCUCAAUACCUCUCAGCAGAGAUGCCCAGCAAUGCCUUAAAACAUAAAUACAUGUAAUAUUAAAGAGCAGAUUUAGAGAAGGGAUAAAUGAACUUGCUGUUUGUGUCUAAGUCUAAAGCACUCAAUUAAACCUCAUGUUUUAUUAAGCUUUAAAAAAGUACCCAGCUCAGUCUUUCAAUUUUAAGUGUGCAAGUUGUACUCAGUCAAUAAUAAUAUUAUUAUUAUGAGGUGAAACUACUGUAGAUGUUAUUUGCUGCCCCAGUAGAUCUGCAUCUCUGUUCAUCCCUGAAAUUUUGAUGGUGUAAUCUGCCUUUCGUAAUCUCCACUCACAGGACAAUUUCAUUGUUGGGAUCCUUCAGUGAGAACACAGACAAGAAGAUUUUCUACACAACAUUGUGGGGAUGUAUUUAUUCAUCACCCGGCAUCCGCUUACCAGGCAUCACCUUUAUAAUGACAAGGCUGAACAGAAAAGGAGCUGGAAACCAAGAGUAUCUGUUAGGAAAUGACCCUCCUCUUUAGUAAGUGUUAUACAUUGCAUGUAUCAACCUGUAUUACACUCUGAGGGGAUACAAACUGUAUUGAAUGGGCGGGGAUGCUGGACAUCUCAGUUAGGGGGUGUAAAUUGCAGAUUUUGGUAUCACUUAGAUGGUUUGACAGUGUUUUACAUUUUGGCCUCUACUAGUCUCCUUCGCAGCCGCUCGGGCCGGACUCAUGGGAAGGGGAGCAUUGCCUGACUCUGGCCCGAGCAGCUGCAAAGGAGACUACAAUCCUGGGCAGAAUAAAAUGGAACAGCACACCCCGAUACCCACCCUUACUCCACCCGCCAAAUCAAGGAUGAAGCCGCGCAAAAGCCAAGACGCGCCAUUUUUCUAUCCUUGAUUCACGGGAAGGGGGAUAACAAAUUUCCAUCUAUUUUGUCCAAGAUUGUAUUCCUCUACUGGUAUCGUUUAUGCUCUGCGUUAAGAAGCAAAGAAAUCGGAGGAAAAAUGGAGAAAGAAGGACAAAAGAAAAAGCACUAACUGACAGUGCUGUUGUCACAACGACAACGCAAUUGUCACAACUAUAAAUAAUUAUACUAGGGUUUUUUAGAUGUUCGUGUUAGAAUUGUAUCUUCUAGAGGUGAAUAAAGCUUGAGCCACCCCCUGUUUGGUCUCCUUUUGGAGUUUAAUUCCAAUUUUGUCCACAGACUCAAAAGUUAGUAUAGACUUUCUCAAAGCCCGUUUCCGGUUCCUGUUGGUCUGAAGUUAGUACUACCGUAGAAAAUAAAUAAUGCCAAGUGAAAAUACUGCUGAAUGGGUUUCAUUUAAUAAGGUCGCGUGGGAGGAAUUCACUCUACCUUGAUAAAUGACUCCAACAUUCUAUCUGUGAGGGAAAGGUUUAGAAUGCUGAGAAUUUUAAGAGGGAGUUUGUGUGUUCAGAGGAGGGAAGAAGUAAAAAAGUGGUGGCUUAAGUUAGAAAGCCUUCGUUUAGUUCAUAGUUAAACGGUGGAAUGUUAUUAAACAACUUAAAAGUCGUUUGACUUCUCUUUUAUCUUCUUUCUCAGUCUUUUCUUCAGUCUUGAUUAACCUAUUUACUUUUCACAAUAGGUACAAUCACUAAGUAAGGCCCUAGGAGACAGCAGUCUUCUUGUCCAGCGGAAUAUACUGGACUUCCUUCUGAUUUUUCUUCCGGUGGACGCUUGUUACCUCUCAUCCAAGGAAAAGAUCACGCUAGUGGCGGCUGCAUUAGAAGUCUUAUUACGAAGAGACAUGUCUUUGAACAGACGCCUUUACACUUGGUUACUGGGAUCAAAUGCGAAGAAAGAAUCGUUGUCAAGAACCGAUAGUCUCAGCGAUGCGGACCACGAAGGGCCGAUGGAGACCUUCUUCAGCUUGCACUCGAAGCCGCUUUUAAUCGAGGCUGUAAGGAAAGUGUUUCAUAGUAAAUUUAGGUUUGAUAAAGGAGACUCGAAUGGAGCUAAGAAAGCACAAAGACUGGAGGUAUUAAAACCAUUUCGAUUGCUGAGAAGUCUUAUGGACAAGCCUGAAAUCGGCAGUGCAAUCGUGGAAGACGUUCUGCUUGAUGUUUUUAGGGCGCUGUACAACUAUUGCAACGUGCUGAAAGAAAAUGGAGCGGAUGUUGAAGAAAAUGACCGUAGAGAUUCUGUGGAGAGCACUCACCUCGAGACGAGCACAACUGACUCGUCAAAGAUGAAACUCAUAGAUGAACUCAUCAAAACAGCAAACUUGCUUUUCAAUUCUUUUGAACCUUAUUUUAUGUGGGAGUACUUAGCAAAGUUGCUUUCAGAUUGCGAUAAACAAUCACUGACAUCGGAUAAAGUUAAUGGCGUUGACACAGAUCACUGCACCAGUAACGGAUUUUGUGCUAAACCUACCUCGACAAGCUGUUCGGAAAUUUUUCGCUUGACUGACUUUUAUUCUUGAUGUUGUCACUCUUGUAAGUAUAAUUUUUCCCAUCUCAUUUUCUUUCUUGACGUAAAAUUCCGAAAAUAAGCAAUACAAGAAAUUGUGGUCAAGGUUUCUUUUAUUCUAGAAAAAAAAAAAAAGAAAAUGAACUUUACGACGAUAAUGGCGAAUUACGUAAAGAUGGAGGGCCGGAUAGAGAUAUCUUUUUUUGGAUGCAAUAACGACCGUAGAAUCAUCCCAGAGAGCAAUAAUGCCUGUUUACAAUAAAGUUCAGAUAUAACGCUCAAUCUGAUUGGUUUAAAAGCACUUAGGAAGUGGCUGGAGCACUAAGAAGUAGGAGGAAACACUAGACUACGUCUUGUGUUCCCCCCUACUCUUCUUUUGUGCUCUUUCCGCUUCCUGCGUGCCUUACAACAGAUCAGAGCACUGUCAGGGCUUCUUUAUUUUUUAAAAAAACCACGUGACAUUGCUUUCAUCCCAUCAAUCCAUUGGCGCGUGCAAAGAUGGCGUGUAUCACGAGCAAGGUUCGUUUCCAAAUAUAAGCCCGGGGGACGUUAUGUACUGAGGAGCUCAAUAAAGAAAGGGUUUUUACGUCUCGCAUUUUUAGGGGCUUUCAUUCAGAAUUUCACAAUCUGCCAAAGUUUGGUGAUGGAGUUAAUCUAGAGUCCACUGACAGUUUUGAGAAACAUGAACUUCUAUAAUGUCAUACCUUUUUUACGUCCCAUGCUCAGAGCAUGAGACGCAGAAAACAAUGCCUUCGUUAUUCAAACCCGUGACAUAUCUGGAAGUUAUUGGGCGCUCAAUCUCGACUAUCUAAUCCGAGAGAGUUUUUCAAAAGCUUCCUUUCCUACUCAGUUUGUGUAACUACAGAGGCGAUAACGCAGAAAUGAACACUCAGUGGCUUGGAGGACUGGGUCUCAUAGAAAGCUACUGAGGUUGCUGACCAGAAUGAAAACUGAUAUGCUCAUGUUUUACUCGUAGCAAGCUGUGCAGUUACUUAAAGAUUACGUCGUGUAAGGUGGAGGAAACGACUUGGAAGAGAGAGGAUUCGUUUAAUCGUACCAUCACGAUAGUUAAUUACUACUUUAGUCUGCAUGUAGUUGAGUUAGCGUUGAAGUCCAGAAUUUCCCAUCAAAUAAACCCAGGCCGAGGGUAUUGAAAUUGACCUAAUUGGUAAGUGUCAAGUCUCUGUUUUUUCUGUCUGUUGACUCUUUUCUUUCUUAUGUAGGAGGCUGAUUUAGAAAUUCAAACGGAGCACUGGCCAGAACUUCUGCGGAGGAUAACAAUUGAAAUGACCAAGAGAUGCGAGACAAUGACUCUAGAUGAUGUCAAAGAAGGAAUCUGUUUAUCCUCCAAACUUCUGUCCAAGGUGAUGCCUUCCAUGAAGACUGUAGAUACACAAGAACCCAUUUCAAGUAAAGAUCAGAGAAAGGAAUUGGAAGGCUCUUCAGAACACGAACUGAAUGAAUGGAGCGUUAUUGAGUUGGAACCUCGUCCUGAAGGUGACAGUAACAAGAUUCCCGCAUUGGAAAGCUCUGAAACGGUUCAAAAUGGAAUUACCAAAGAAGAGGUGGAAAAGAGAAGGUAUCAGGUGAAAAGGAGGCGGAUACUACAGCAGAGGGCGAUGGCCAGGAAAACGAUAAGUUGGAAGAUACUCAGGAGAGUCUUGACGAAUGGAGUGAUUUCAAUGAGGCUGAUCCGAAUUUCCGAUCAAGUGAGAUAGAAUCUAGUGAGUCUUCUAAUGAGUUGUCUACUGUGGACAGUAAAACUGAAGUCAGUGAAAAAAAGUCACUUUCACGACAGCAAAACUGUUGGCAGAGGUGGUGCAGGAAAAACGCAGGUUCAGCAGCCCUUUCAGUCUUCUUUAAUUCAAGCCUGCGUGAAAUACUUCCAGGAUUUCUUCGCCCGAUUUGUGAUGGAAAGAGUAUUGAAACGCCUCAACUCGCUUUCUGUUGACAGUGUGAAUUCUCUUGGAGUUAGAAGCAAAAAAUGCUACACGGCAGUGCGAGCAAGUGGACUUAUCAGCGAAAGCACGUGGAAAGAGCUUGAUAAUGGCAAUCACAUUGCAAGAGAGAAACAGGAAGAGAGUGCUUGUCAAACAGAAGGGAGUCUGAAGGCGAGAAGAAAUGUGGUUGGACCAACUAUGCUGGUGUCAUCCUUUAGGUCAAUGCAGUCGUCUAGGAAGUGCGCAGGGGCAUUUGUAGCCGCAUGUAAGCUGUUGCUGGAAUUGUCCUGCUUUCCAGUUUGUUCUGGAAGAGAUUCAGAUUCAGAAGAAAUCACAACUGACCAAAACGAAGGUACAGUUUUCGUUGCACGCUUUAAGUAUUCCUUACUAAUUUUUCCGUUGCUUAUUGCACCUUCAAGAAAUAACUUUUGCAGAAAAUGUUUAUUGCGAGACCUUAAUAUAGAAACUCUUUGCCUAAUUGAAUAUCGUUGGAUUCCCUAAAGCAAUCAAAGAAGUUAUAUUUUCGUUUCUUUCGAGUUGUUUUCCGCACAAUACCUUGUAAGAUAAAUUAUUUGGUACUUGAGUUAGAGAAGGGCAGUUCGUGACCAGAACUUAACAGGCUUUUUUUCUAUUUAGUGAGUUACGAAGUAGUGUUAAAAAUUAUGAAACUUUGCACUCACAAAAGGCUUGGCUCCCGAUCAAGCUUUAGAAAUUUAUAGUACUCCAGGAGCAAAAUAUUUUAAUUACUUUAUUCUUCGUUGUAUAAGUACACGACAAUAAGCCGCGGCAAAUGUGAGUACUUUAGGUGGGGUUAUUUUAAGGAACGUUUGACGGUGGUUACUUAAGCGCAGUCAAAACGCAUAUCAAUUUAGCUAGUUGUAAUAUUGACGUGCAUUGAGCGUUUUAGCAUGAGGUUGGUAAAGGUAAAGACACACACGAGCCAAAGACCCAAAGGCGCGGAGCUUAUCCCGGUUUCCUUAGCAUGAAGCAUGCCUAAGAGUAUUGUUACUCCCCCCUGGACGGGAAGUUACUCCAUCGCAGGGUUACCCCCCAUUAGUAUGUCGCCUGUACCCAUUUAUACACCCGAGUGAAGAGAGACAAAGUGGAGUAAAGCUCCUUGUCUAAGGAAACAACGCGACGGGUGAGGCGUGAACCCUGGAACUCAGACCUGGAAUUUGAGGUGUUAACCGCUCGCCACACACGCCUCCGGUUUCACAUGACGUUACUUCGGCCGUAUUGGUGUUCCAAAACAGUAUGACGGCGGCUAUGUUAGUGAGCCAAGCCUAUCCUGUGGGACUUGAACUCUUUUCUAAUGUAGACUCUUUCUCUUGUUCCGAUAAAUUUGCAUAACUGCUGGCCACCUCUGUACCCGAUGUAAACAGUUUAAAAAGGCACAUGGCACACGGACUCCAAAAGCUGUUAAAUGUAUCUGUUUAAAGCGAACCACUUGUAUCUAGAUUCGGCGAUUUAAUAAGCUCCCUUUGUUUUUUGUUGCUUCUUUUCAGUGCCCACGCUUCCAGAAUGGUUGCAGUCGUUAAUCAUGUGCUGCUUUGAGGUCGACGACUUUGACAUUCAAAGCUCGGCCGUCGGUACGCUUUUGGAUCUCGUUAACCUAACGUUAUCUGUGGCGGCUGGUCACGCCAAUGGACCCAGGCCCUCCGCGCCAGUGGUAGUCAUCCCAAUGAUAUCCCAGCAAUCUUUGGGGGUCAUUGAGAAGUCUGAUUUGUACGAGGUACAGUUUGGAAUCGUUUAGAAUUCGCAAAACGUUUGAGCACACAGAUGAUAUUCGUUUAUGCUAAACGAAACAUGCAUUUGCUUGAAGGUUUUAAUAUGGCUGUAAUGUAAUAUGUAAUUUUUAGAGCGCUGUAAUCAAGAUCAUAACGCGGAGUCCAGCACCACGCUUGAAAGAGAGGUGUUCCCCAAUCGAGCGUUAGGCGUUUACGAGUUCGCUUUCUGGAGACUAAAAGGGGUUUUAGUUUUGUCUCUCGGUGGUAAGGCGCCGAUCAUCUCAUCUUUUCAGUUGAGAUAAGCAAACCAUACAUAUUAGACGAGCCUCGAGCAGAGUCUGCACCUCUCUUGAAAAGUACGGAAAUCUGCAAGAACACAAAAAUCGCACAGAAUCUGAACAAAAGGAAAAAAAAUCCGAAUUUUUUUUCUGUUGUUUCUAAAAUUUCUAGACGUAGUAUCCCGAGAUCGUUUUGCAACCUCAUCCAGGUUUCAUACUGAUCUGAAUUGUACUUCAUAACCAUAAAAUCGUCAUAGUAUGGUAACCAUCUAAACAUGUUUAUUGUAUGAUUGACAGGUCAUAGCAGAAAGUCUUUGGGACCAUAUUGGAGAGGACACAACCCAGUUUCACCAGAGGAUCGUUGAGCUGUUUCUUCAGCUCCACAACUUGACGCCUUCUCCAUCACUUUGUGCAAACGUCAUUGGCAAUUCACUGGUAGAUAAUAAUAAGGUUCGCUAUAAGCAUUGAUUAUGUAAUGAUCCUUUUCUUACAGUCAAACCUCCCAAGCAAUUUGUGUUUAGCUUCUGCUUUCUUUGUAGUCACUGUAAUCAUUGAUCUCUUGUGGUUGUAGGAGCUUUGCUUACAAGGACACUGGAAGUUUGCUUUGUUCUGGCAUGUGGCGAGGAAUGUUGUCAUCCAGGAUUCUGGUCGAUCACCAAGACUCGGAGAAUUUCGUACUCUUGACAGGUAAAACUUGUUUUAUAUUGCAAAAGACGGCAAAUACUGAAAAAGGUUCUAGUGUACGUAGUAUCUAUAACAAAUUUACUCAGCUGAAAAAUACUAAUAUGACAAGCAAGGCAGCAGGAGCUGAUAAUCCGUAGAAUAAAGUAGGUUUUCAAGAGAUCAUCAUGACGUAAAUAACCCAACAGAGGAGUACAGUACAGCAAGAUAGUCAUUUUGUCCUCUUUUAGACUCGUCAAAGAUUCGAUGGUGAAUUGAAUUCCGUCACUUCUCUACAACUGACGGAUCCAAAGAAAGACAAAACCGCUUUCUUGCUGUGCUGUUCUGCUCUCUUUAAUGAUUUAGUGCAUCUUUAUGUUCAGUUGCAUUAAGUGUUUUUUCAUCAGCCGUACUGCUUAGUUUGUUACAUGGUGCCUUUUCAUGCAUUAGUGGCCUAAGAGAGAGCUUUCACUCUGUUACGUGUUGGGACACGUAGAUAUAUUUUUUAGCAACUACUAUAAUUUGCAGUCUGUCUACUUUGAAUUGAAUAUAAAUAACGUUGUUGAAAAAUAAAGAGGCAGGUUGAGCCAAGAACACCCCCUAUUUCAGGGCUUAUGCUAAGUGGGUAAUCACUACUCCUAACCUCUACAAAUUUUAUUUUUUUUCAGAGCGCUGUUUAUUAUGCUUGAUAGUCUACAAAAUGAAGAGCCAGAAAUAAGGUAAGUUGACUAGUUGCAUCUCUUGCUCAAGUGAAAAAAAUCCCUAUUGUUAGCACAGAAAAAAUGUAAGGUUAAGGCACUUCGUUUAUUAAUGAAUUUGCAUACUCAUCUGUGCGGGCUGUGUUGUUAAUGAACCAUUUGCGGAUAACACCCUUUUUGAUCUUCAUAAUUUUUCACAUAAUCCUUAGUGUCAUCCGGUAAUUGCUUUUUAUCCUUCGCGGGGCAGACCAGUACCUCUUCUGAGAAUACUGCUUAAUUACUGUAACAUGCCUCAAGAACUGAAGCUGAGGUAGUGAUGAGAGCACUCGCUUCCCACCAUUUUGACCCUAGUCGGGUCAAAUCCCCGGGUUGACACCAUACGUGGAUUGAAUCUUUUUUUAGUUCUCACUCUUGAGGGGACCCCAGUAAUGUAGGAACUACUGGAAUGGUGUUUCCUUAUUGGUCGCAGAAAACAGUAACAAAUCAUUGUCUAUCAUUAUUCCCCAUUGUUUCACGGUUAGGUUAUCGAACCAAUUGGCUUUUACAGUACAGCAGCCAUCCAUUUUGUCCUCGUUUAGACUCGUCAGAGAUUCUAUAGUCAAUUGAAUUCCGUCACUGCUACAUCUGAUAUGGUAAAGGGAAAGUCGCUAUUUAGAAUUAACUGUUCAAGCCAUUUCUUGUUUGAUUGAUCACAGGUAACCCAGGCUCUGUGAUAGUACCACAGUACGGUUCCAGUAAAAUUACAGUGUUUGUAUGGGGUAAAAAUAUCAUCCUAAAAUUUCUAGGAAAUACUAAAUAAAGAUCAGUGAAACUUACUCUGCAGUUAAUUGUUGUUGUCCUUACUGCUCCAACGAAGUUUCGUGAUAAUUUGCAGUAAUUUGUUCAAAUUCACUCUAUCUACAAUAAUAAUAUACAAGGUAGGAAACACGAGGUGCCAUUUUCGCCGACAUGCUCUCAUUCAACACAACUUUUCCACGAAAUUCGAACUCCAACGGAAAAUAAACAUGCCAGGAUCGUAGAAAUAGGAUAGCAGCAGAUAUAGAAACCAAUGACGCUUUCCCAGAUAGAGAAACGAAUCCCACAAACUUGGACAAACUCGAAGAAUAUAAUCCAAACACACCGAGAAUACGCUCGCCGAAGCAGCCGGGCCAGAUCAACGCGCGGCCAAGAAAAUGAGGCCUGGGCACUGUACAAAAAAUUCCAUCCAGGAGUCCUGGGGUGACCUUUCUAGGGACCGAUACAUCAUUUGCCCAAGGCCACCCUCCCCUGCUGGAAAAAUACUUGAUAGAAGGCAAUUGUUCUUCCUAGCCAAUCACCAUUUGCCAGAGCAAACCCCGCACACGCGCCUGAAUUUAAAUGGCUAAAAAAAUAGUAAUAUAAUCAGGAGAGUCUGCGGAGUUACAAGGCGUCCCAUUUCUUUUACUAAGGAAUGCAAAUAACAGUAAUGAAACUAAUGAAAUAACAACGCGAAAUGCUUACAAGGCGGACUAAAAACAAGGUUGAACAAAAGGUAGAUGAUGACUGAGAUACUGUUGCUGUGAACUCUCGAGCGAAACUAUCGUAAAUAAACGGUGAAGCUUACAAACUAAUGUCAAAAAUUAUACAGAAAAUUGCGACAGAAUAUGAAUUGCGAUAACUGAGACGAAUGUGAAAGGCACGUGCACUAGUAAACAAAGAACUAGCGCGAUUAACAUAUUUAGCGAUUAAUGCGGCAGUAACACGCCGACUUCUUGUCAAUACAAGUGAACGCUCUAUCGGUUAAAUAUGUGAAUCAGCGUGAUACACCUCUCUUUGAAUUUGGUCCUGUUGUACAAAUGCCUCGGUAAGAGCCAAAAUUCACUUAUAUCUUUUGCUCGUUUUAAGUUUUGUAAAUCGUCCUUCGUUGUUCUUUCCUUUGCCCUUAUAACCUUGCCCUACUGAUGUUUGACAAACUUUCUGAGGACCAGCGCCAGGAGCUGAAUAUAGUUCGAGAGGAAAAUAAUCUCUUUAUAACAGGCCAUAGUGAUUGGCUAGGAAGAACAAUUGUCUUCUAUCAAGUAUUUUUCCAGCAGGGGAGAGUGGCCUUGGGCAAAUGAUGUAUCGGUCCCUAGAAAGGUCACCCCAGGACUCCCGAGAUGGAAUUUUUUUGUACAGUGCCCAGGCUUCAUUUUCUUGGCCGCGCGUUGAUCUGGCCCGGCUGCUUCGGCGAGCGUAUUCUCGGUGUGUUUGGAUUAUAUUCUUCGAGUUUGUCCAAGUCUGUGGGAUUCGUUUCUCUAUCUGGGAAAGCGUCAUUGGUUUCUAUAUCUGCUGCUAUCCUAUUUCUACGAUCCUGGCAUGUUUAUUUUCCGUUGGAGUUCGAAUUUCGUGGAAAAAGUUGUGUUGAAUGAGAGCAUGUCGGCGAAAAUGGCACCUCGUGUUUCCUACCUUGUAUAUUAUUAUUGUAGAUAGAGUGAAUUUGAACAAAUUACUGCAAAUUAUCACGAAACUUCGUUGGAGCAGUAAGGACAACAACAAUUAACUGCAGAGUAAGUUUCACUGAUCUUUAUUUAGUAUUUCCUAGAAAUUUUAGGAUGAUAUUUUUACCCCAUACAAACACUGUAAUUUUACUGGAACCGUACUGUGGUACUAUCACAGAGCCUGGGUUACCUGUGGAUUGAUUGAUUGAUAUUUAUUAUUAUUUUGUGCGAGGCGCUGAAACUACUAAUUUUUUUCAAAAUUGUGUUUUCUUUCCAGGGUACUCACACAGCACUGGCUUGCUCACGCCCUACAGCACGGCGAUCUGGGACGAAUCGUCGACCCGCUUCUUCUCUUACUUCUUCAUCCAAUCACUGCACGAGUCUCAAUUCACUACCUGUACGCUUUAUUGGGUACCAAAAUGUCCACAAAACGUGCUGCAACGCAAGGAACGGAAACGCUGGCUAACAAUGUAAAGAAUAUUAAGAAAGAAAACGGAGUUACAGCGGCUGGUAGACAGAACAACAAAAUAGUGAUCCGAAAACCCGAGCAUUCGUCGGGGAAUUCUCGGGGAUCAGAUGAUAGCAAAUCUGCUAGUCCGAGUAAGCCGAGCGAAGCAGAACAUUCGACGGACACUGACGGAGAUGGAGCAGAGGCCGACGACGAAAACGAAGAAAACGAGCCUAAGAAAGAUGGUGUGUGAAUCUCCUAUGGCCGAAUUUCUUAUUCGUCGUUUGCUUUAUUUAAUAUCAUUGUGUUAGUUCGUAGUAUUUUGUUUAAGCUCGGCUCUGUUUUGCCUGGUUUAACGGGUGAUGUGGAAACGCGAAAACUUCUCGAUUUCUUCCUAACCAAGGCCGAUAAUUAUCAGCGUUAACUGGCCGAUAAUUAUCAGCGUUAACUGGGUCUGUGUCUGAUACUUGUGCUUAUGCCAGCUGCCGAUAAACCAUCACCCAGUGUGCCCUUCCGGUAUAUUGGGGGAGCGAGCGUGGCGCAGUGGUGAGAGCACUCGCCUUCCACCAAUGUGACCUGGGUUCAAACUCGUGGAAGCCAUAUGUGGGUUGAGUUUGUUGUUGGCUCUCUCCGUUGCUACGAGAGGUUUUUUCCGGGUACUCCGGUUUUCUCCUCUCCUCGAAAACCAGCAUGUCCAAAUUCCAAUUCGAACUGUAAGGGCUGACGAAGAACCAAUUUUUUGGGUGUGCUGCAUCAUCAUCCAUCAUCAUCAUCAUCAUCAUCAUCAUCCAUCAUCAUCAUUAUUAUUAUUGUAAUUAUUAUUAUAUUGAUUAAUUCAAUUCACGCGAGUUCAUUGUACUUUUCAGUUGCAGUAAAUGGAAAAGGCACUACGCCAAGCAAAUCUCCUCCGCAGUCACCACCUCCAAAUAGAUCUUUAGUACAUCCCUUGGAUCAACAUAAACUGCUGUACAUCUUACGUUACGACUAUCAGCUCAUUCUGUACGCGUUCAGUACUCUUCAAAUCAUUCUGUCACGUGCUCCACACCAGUUUGUUUGCGCCUCGUCUUCCACCAGCAUCAGUUCAUCCAACACUCCUCACCAGGACAAAAUCAAAGAACUGCUCGUUCGGCAUCGGCGGUCCUUACUCGGAAAGGGAUUUUAUGGUGCGUUAUACGAGAGUCCGGUUUCACCUUCGGGUAAGUACAGUGCUAGUGGAUGCUUUGGCAUUGAUUCAGUUUUUGGUGGUUUUUUUUUCUCAGCUGAAACUGGUAAGGCAAGCAAUGGUCACACGAAACACUUCCGCUGUACCCCCCCCCCCCCCCCAAUCCCAAUGCCUUACGCUUGAGCACCGUAAGAAUCAACAGCUACCACCAGUGUACCAGUGUUCACUAUAUCCGCUCAGACAGCAAAGGGUAUAUUGUCGAUGAAGCGUGAGAAACAGUUGAAAGCUGCCAUCUUCCUAAGUUUUGGCCUUAUGAUGACAUUUCUUUAAAAGGUAGUAGUACUUGGGAAUGCUGAUGAAGCAUAAUUAGGCCAAUAUACUUGUUCAUGGGUAGCAUUGGCUGUCUGUCUGAUCACCCUUAUUUUUGGGCCAAUCUGAGGUCCGCAACAUCAAGAAGGAUUUUCUGGAGACUGUAGACCCUAGAAUGUUCACUCGUGAUAUUUGGUUUGUUUUCAGGGCCCUCUCACAGUGCACGACUCUUUGGUGGCCCUUUGCUCUAUCUGAAACCAAGCACUAGCAAGUACCUGGAAGUACUUAUUUCCGUGAGUUUGUACUUCAUCAGGAGCGAAUAUUCCAGUCACCUGAAUGUACAGGUUGAUGAUGUUGAUGGUAAUAUACAGGUGCAAAUAGCUAGCGCCGAGAUGUUGCAUAAUAUUAUGUGGCAGGUGGUGGAAGUAGUCAAAGAGAGCGGAGCCGGUUUCGGAACGUACAUCAGUGACAUGUUUUCGCGUUGUAAAGUCCAAAAGGCCUUGCUUCACUGUCUACUGUCUAUACUGUACGAAAGAACUGGGGUUAGAGGUACCAGUUUCGUUAAAUCUCCGCCGCCAAAUUUCAAGCCCAGUCAGCUCUACGUCAGUUCGGAAAUCAGCAAAUCACAGGCUCGAGCUCUUCAGGUGAAACUCCUCAAACUGUUACAAGCCAUUCUUAUUCUUGAGUCCAAUAUUCGCACCGCUGUUGCUGUUUCCCAAGACAAUCCAGGUGGGCACGGGACGCCGCCUACGAGCAAACCCGAAAGCCCAGCGAAGGCUGCCGACGAAUUGAAAGUAACGCAGUCGUCCCAUCGAUAUAUCCCGGGGAAGUCUUUGGCAGAACAAGGCAUGCUAUUGUCAGCGGUUCUUCACGGCCUUAGACAUGAUGAAAGUGAUAUGCAUUAUGAGUGGCUGCAGUUUGUGGUGACGUGUUUGUCACACAUGGGCUUAGUGUUACGCGCGUGGGUGGUGCCUGUUGCUGAGCAAAUCAGUCGGAUUCUUGAGGGAUUGACGACUGUGUAUUGUAACGACAAGGAUGUGAGGUUUACCAGGAAAGACACCAACGAUGAGUCGGGAAUAAGGUACACAAGAUUUCUAGUAUUUGUAUAGCGUGUAGGUUAUGCAAGAUAUGACACUUUGAGAAGCAUGUGAAAACGGCUGUUUUGGUCCUCCGUAAAUUUCACCUUUUGCCUAACCUGUAUGCUAUGCAAAAAUAUCUAUGUAGGCGAAAAAUGGCGAUAAUUAGUAUGCGACUGUAAACGCAAACAUUUUUGAGAUGUUGAAAGAAAUGAUGACGAUGCUUCUAAACGGGGCGCGCGCCAUGUUAGUCUUCCAAAUCAUUUUUGACAAAACACAGUACGGUUUCUCCUUCAAUGAAACAAACACAAAAAGCCGCAACAAUCUAAAACAAACAAAUUACGUGUCAAAUCGGUCCUCUAAAUUCCUAAGGAACCCACGGACGCUUUUGUUGUCAAUUGAUUUAUCAGUCUUGUUUUUCAUGUUACCAUGUCCCUCCUGAUAGUGAACCUCACUCCCAUGUUCGACUCACAAUGGAGGCAUCAGGAAUGACUCUAACGAUCUGCCCGGGCGUUGUGCCUUUUUUGUGGCUCUUUUCGUCAAUUUAUGUCAUGACACGUAAAAAGAACUCCAAGUAAAUUCCGUUGUGGAGUCCAAAUUUAGAGUGUGUAGAGAAAUGUAAUUAAGGAUUCAAGUUUCUUCCACAGGCGAACUGAGACAGGGAGUUCCAACGUACCCCCGGACUAUGUCAUUACCUUAUUGGAAGGUCUCCAGUCCAUAUGCCACUACUGCUUGCGUGACAAUACGACUCCCUCAUCUCCAGUCCUCUCACUGAAGCCUCGGAUCGGUCGAUCCAACUCUAGCCCGUCCGUGAAUACUGAAGCAGUUCAGUCGAGUGCAAGCUCUGUGCAGAUCUUCACCAAUUUGCUGCACGCAUUUUCAGUACAGUCCUCUCCAGCCUCCGAUGUGCCUAGCGUGGAGGCACCUAAGCACAUCUUGGACGCGCGGGAAGGUUUACUGAGCAUUUUGCCCAAGAUACUCUCCUCACUUUUUUCGGUAUGGAGCACUUGGAGCCCACAAAGAGCCGAUUCGUCUGGCCAGCGGUUACCCUCUGAAUCGCCGCUAAACUUGAUGGGGUCUCCAAAGGUUUGCUUUAGUUUUCUUUUUCCGUAGUAAAGUUGGGUUACAUGUUUUGAGAGAUAAGAGAAGUCAUUUUAUACAGCAAACACCCGCGAAUAAGAACCUACUUUUUUGAAGUCUGGCAAAAUAGGUUCUUUUAUUUUGGGGUACUUAUUGGCAAAUUAGAAGUAGGUUCUUAAUUUUUAUAGAAGACAUAAUAGAUUGUUUUUUACCAGAAAUGUAAAUAUACUUGGGUUUGGUCCUUUAAAAUACAGUAUUUAUUAGUAAUUGUACUGUUAUAACCCUACAAAACCUGAUCAUGAAAUUUCUAUACAGUUUAAUGCAGUCUGGUCUUGUUUUACCAAAAUUUGCAAUCUCAAAGUUACACUUCUUGGUUAAAUUGUGUAUCACAAUUUAAUUGUAACCCACCUGCACAUAUAAGAACCUGCUUGAUCUUCAUUUGGCGAAACAGGUUCUUGCAUUCUUGGGUAUUAAAGUGGCCAUUUUCUGCCAGGCGGUUCUUAAUCCACUGUGUUCUCAUUCGCGGGUGUUUAUCAUAUUUUUAAAGUGACACUGUACCUGAUACUCAUAUACAUCUUUUAUAUUUGUGUUUAUCAUCUGCCUUUUUAAGUUUUGCCCCCGUAGAGAGCGCUGAAAGGUUAACAAAGUUUGCACGUUAUGAUCAGAUCCCCGUGCAAGAAAUUCAUAUUUUAGCUGCAAAAAUGCCCUUUCUAUUGGGGGAAAUAAAAUUCGGCCAAGUUUUCUAAAGCUCCUCCUCUCACCUCUUCAUUGUGAAUCUGAUAAGUUAUGUUGCGCACGAGUUAAAUGUCUACUAAAGGCCAAAGUCCGGGAGCUGUUGGUACUUUAAGGCCCUGUAUGCCUAUAUUGGAUAUGAAGUGACCUCAUCAAUUGACGUUCCUGAAUAAGCAAAUCAAGGAAUUGCUUUCACAGUCACCGCGGCGAACGUGAUUUCAUUUCUAACACUCAUCAUUCAUUUAAGAGACAAAGGAAAUGCGCCGACGAGUGUUAGGAUAUCCGAAGUAAAACGUGUCGUCAUUGGAUGCUUAAUUACACCUUUAAUAUCAUUCCUUUUUAGCGGUCAUAUCAAACGCACGACACUGUUUUAUGUUAUUUAUCUGAUCAAACACCUUGAUGUUCGUCGAAAACACUCACGUCGUAUUUUCGUUUCUCUUCUGGGUGUCUGUCAUGUCUUGUGUUUAUCAUGUUUCUUCUUUCUACUCCAAUUUUUUUUUUCAUUAUUAUUAUUUCAUUUAUUUCUUUAUUUCAUUAAUCUAUUUACUAUUAUUAUUGUUAUUUUUUAGGCCGUGCGUCAACAGAUUCUUCAGCUGCUGACACCAAUCGCCAUGAACCACACCAUCGUGUUUCUCGCCUCGCUGGCAGACGUUUGGUAUCAAAGACGAAGACGUGAGUUAUCUGGGUCCAAGAACACGAGAGGUAUCCCAGUGGCUUCCGAGGAUCAGAUUGUUGUAGUGGAUAUUGUUUAUGCUAUCAAGGUAUGCUCACAAUAACAUACCGUAACCAGCCGUUUAUAAGCCGCAACACUCAUAUGCCCAUCAACCGUAAAUAGGACAAUCACAUGACUUUUGGAGGGCAUAUAGUGGAGUGGAAUGGAGCGAGAGUGCAAAUGAUGCUACGAGGGACACAAAUAAACUAUAUGCCCGAUAAAAGUUAUGUGAUUAUCAUUAUUAUCAAUACACAAGGCCAAAUCGUACAAAGUUUAUUUCAUAAGGAAAGUUUGUUAACAUGAAAUCAUGUUGCGGGCUGCAAAUUCCAUUUACAGCCCGUACUUUGCCGUUUGGUUCGCGAAAAGGAGCGUUUUAGAGAGGGCAGUUUGUCAUUCGGCCGCGUGUAGUGAUAAUAAUCCUCUAUUAAGCUCCCCUUCCUGAAAUAAGCCCCCUCUCUCUAAUGAGCCCCCCUCCCCUCUCCCUUAUUAUUCUUCACUAAUAAUAAUAGACUGUAUUAAUCAAUCACGACUGUAAAACUUCGUGUGGACUGAUCCAGGGUGGUUUAUUCAUCAAGUGGAAGUUCGGAUUUGUUUUUGAUCUUCGGCUGUAUGACCUCCAACUUCUUGUACUUGAGCUUUUCCGGUUUGUAUUCUAGUUCUUUAUGGAGAACUGAUACCAUCCUCUUUGCGAAAUUAAGCCCCUCGUCUCUAUUGAGCUUCCCACCCCCUCAAAUGUUUCUGAAACAAAAAAGGCUCCCCGGGGGCUUACUAUAGAGGAUUUACGGUAUAGCCAAAAAAAUACCCUUUAUUAUGACGUUUUGAAGCUUAAUUAAAGCCAUUAAAUGCGGCAUAUUUUGAUCAGCGCCGCUAUGACUUGUUUUAAGGCGCUUUUUCUAUUGCGGCUAUAAGUUUUCUCUGAUACAAGCCCCUCCGUUUGUAAGCCCUCUUAAAACUCCAUAUGGAGAUGUAUAAGCUCUGCGCUGAUAAGCGGCAGUUUACGGUAAUAGAGUCUAACAGACAGACGUCACGUUACUUCUAAUAAGUCUCUGUGGGUAUCAAUUCGUGGAUGGUCAAAUUUUUAUCAGUCUUUUGUAGUGGAUGACUUCCCUCUAAACUUGUAGCUAUCUGAAACUUUUGCAGGCAUUGUCAGUAGAAGACAUGAUUGACAACGUCAAACAGAUCGUACGCCAAGUUGUUACAAGCAAAGAUAAGACCACGUCCACCCAGUCGGGCCUUGAGGUCAACAUUUUGCAGUUCCUGUACGAGUACUUGACGAAAGCGUCCGAGAGUCACUUGAUUCACGUUCGUUCCUCACUGUUGUCGCUUAUGAAAGAGGGUCUGCAGCUGAAUUUCCCUCCAGCCUUGUUUUUGCUGUUGGUUAUCCUGCGGUCUUACGUUCAAAACAUUCCUUUACAAGAGGAUAAAAAAGUCCGCAAGGAACUACAGGUGAAAAAUUGUUAAACUUUUCUUUAAACUUCUAGCAAUUCUUUUUUAUCAUGUCGAGAGGCGGGGGCGGGCAGUUAUCAUAAUGAGAUUUUAGGAAGCGAGCGAGCAGAGAAGGAGCUGGGGAGAAGAGAUGGGAGGUACCUCCUUCCCAACUCCCUCACCGCUUCUCCUGUCUGCUUGCUCGUAAUAUACGCAUGAGCGCGACAAUCUUGUUGAACCUUAACAGGCUGUCCGCGUAAGAACCGAUAAGGCAAAUUUCGGUCUAUCACGAAUUGCCCUGAUUUUUCCAGUGGAAGAUAACUAUCCUAUCCCAUGAAGAAAUAUCACAUUUAUUUGGACCAACUCAAUUUUUUUCUCUGUAUUACAAGAAGAUUUUCUCGGUUACCUAAAACUAGCCAGUUUGCCGUCGGAAGUGGUGCGAUUUUAAGGAAACUUUAGGGCUCUUGCAAACCUACCUUACAAAGCGGAAUAAGCUGAUUAUUUUACACACAAAUGUUUUAACUCUGAUUAAUAGUUUCAAUGUUUAAUGGUUACAUUCUGUGGAAAGUUGGCUGAGAUAUGAUUUUUUUAAAAUGACCUUUAAUUUGCUUAUCGGGAAAAGUAAUUUGCAUAACUAGAGCUGAACGGUAAUUUCGCAAAAGUGGCACCUGACCCAGACUCAAGUCUAUGAUAAAACAGAAGUACUAAGACCAGUCUACUUCAUAAUGCAAUAAAAUUUGUGGGCACUCCUCUUUGCGUGCUGUACAAAGUUCCGUUAAUGUUCCAAAAUUCACCAUUUUGACAGCAAAGCUGGAAUUGUAACGGUCUGCAUCUGGUCGACUAAUUUCCACAACUUUAACAUAUCUAGUUAUCACUAACUGUCAUUAGACCCUUUAAAUGUUGGACUUUCGAAAACAUGUGAAGAAAACUUGGUAAUCGCUUUUUCUUGGUUUUUUUUUCUUGUCGACGAUGAACAUGACUUCAUUCUCCGUAUGCAAAUUAGCCUUAGAUGCGUCGUUUCAACAAAUUGACAGGAAAUAUAAUACUCGCGUUUCAUAUUUUUAAGGGAAAAAUAACUCUUCUUUCUACGAAAAAACACGAACGAUGUAUGACUUAGAAUCCCCUUGGGUCUGUUUCUUUUACGAGGAAGAAGCAGCAGAAGAAGAAAUGUUUACGCGAAUUUAAAAAAUAAUUUAAUUACUGUGGUUCGUCACGCAUUCCGCCAGAGUGACCGUGUAUCGAUCAGUUCUUUUAUCCUAUUAUAUCUUUUUUGAGGUGAUAGUUAUUGGAUAAUCAUACAAUUUAAUCACUGUUAAUUCCGAUUCUUUACUGGGUGGGAAAUACCGUGCUGUUGUAAUUAUUCACUCUACGACCGUUUUAACUGAGUCAGUCAGUCACAGGGCGCCACUAGGAUAGGGUUUAAUAUAACGGCCCAUGGUGUAAUACACGACAAUCAACCAAAAAGUAGUCACUUGGAAGAAAAGAAAAAGGCAUAGUUUUUUGUUUACGGUCCGUCUCCUGUUAAGACCCAAAAGUUUUUGCCGGCUGUUAAUCACACUAAAUUAAGGAUCCCUAUGUUGUCUAUGUUUACUACUGAGCUGAUGGAGAAAAGCACGUGCACUCAGUGAAUGAAAGACGAAAGUUUGUAAAUUAGGUCUCCUUUUCUUUCCCUGGAUUUGAAUGGUAUUUUAAAGUGACACAACUUAUUUUUUUUAGCAUUACCCAGGGCUGUAGCUAGGUUUUUAGUAACGAGGGCUGACGAGGGGCAUUAUCGCGAGAGCCGAAGGCACGAGCUUUGUAGGGGGGGUCUGGGGGUGUCCUCCCCUAGAGAAAUUUUCAAAUUUGGAGGCUCCGAAAUGCUAUUUUCAGCACUUGUCAUGAGAUAUGUCUCCGAAAAAUCAACCUCGAAGAUGAAAAUGGCAAACAAUUGCAAGUCACUAUAAUCAACAUAACUGAGUCUAAAGAAAACAAAUCCAUCCACAGACUUGAUUUGUCUGGCUCAACAGGUCCAGGGGAGGCAGCUGCCCUACGGCUCUGUUACCACGUUGAACUGGCUUGGUUGAUCUUUCUUUGACAUAUACAUAGGUUGAAAGCUUCUGAUUGAGGGUGUUGUGGUCUCAAUUAUUCUUGAGCGAUUUCUGCAACAAGCUUUUGCCUUUCGAACACCUUGUCUUCUUGCUGCAGAUCUCUAUAGUCAAGUUCAAUGUAUAUUCAAGUUCAUUACAUUGGUUAUUUCGUCCAUUGCCUUAUUGUAAUUACACUUAGGACUAUGUUUAGGUGUUGACUCAAACGGGCCUAGAGUCCAACAUGGGCUGGCAAUAGGUGAGCACGGAAUUGGAAUGGGGGUGGGGGGAACUCCCUAUGAUGGGCUAUACGGGGAGGCUCCACCCGAAAGGGGUAUCUUUUUCAGGCUUCAGGUAUAUGAAAGGGUACGCAUUUCACUAGAUGAAGUAUAUGAAAGGGCGAAUGCGCUUAUUGCAGCCUUAGCAGCACCUUUGGCGGUUCUUAAAGGAAAAAGAACUAAGUUUAAGAAUUUAAGGAAAAAGUAGAAGGACUUAAUUUUUCAGGAAUUAAUAUACAGAGGAGAAAUUUCACCCUUUAAGUAUAAAUGCUUGUAAAAGUAGAGGUGGAACCGGAGGGAGAGAGGGUGGAUCGUAAAGUAGAUUAAAAAUAGAGAGAUAGGAGGAGCACUUUGAUGGAGCACAUUGUUCAAGAGGGUAUAAAUACAAAAAAAAACAGCAAUCUGGAGGCAUUUUUGAAGACUCAAUGAAAACGUUAUCAAAACAAGAAAAACAGAGAAAUCUUGUCCAAUAAACCUCUCCGGCAACGGUGUGGACAUGGUUGCUGACUGCUCAAUCGUACUCUUCUCGACCCUUCGGCGUCAAGUUUUUUCACGUUUCUUGCCACAAGAGGAGCAAAUCGGCUAUAUAAAGUUGAACUGAACAUUCUGGUACUUUUAAAUCUCACUAAUUUUUACAAAACCAGAGACAUGUUUUAACACUGUUUAAGUUAAAAAAGAUUGUUUUUAUUGCAAGAAUGAAAUACUUUUCACACACGUCCCAAGGACAUUCCUCUUAGAAAAUGGCAGGGGCGGGAAAGCCCUGGGGACGAGGUUGAAUCCUGACUCCGUGUAGAAAAUUCUUUCCUUUUUCCCCAUUUACAACGCUCUUCAAACAAUCAUCAGAAAACUAUCUUCUACAACACACGGAUUAACCUUUAUGUAUUGUAUUUUAUAGGUGAGAAUUGAUUAGAGCAAGAUACACGGCUGUCAAAAAAUAGAAAUAAAUAAACUAUCUUUGCAAGCUCAACUAAACUGGAAACGAACAUCAGAAAACAUCGCAAGAUAAAAUGUUAAAUGGAGAAAUAAGAAUAUCUCUGUACGUUUAGAAAUUUUUUGCGUGAAGAAGAAAAAAGAAUGAUACUUACAUGAUGGAGCAAAACUUUGACUUAUUUCCUGCCACAGUAGUUAUUUUGCCAGUAUGAUCCAGAGUGUGACCGGGGUAUUGACAAGACCUUAGGCUCGAUUUCCGCCGUCUCCCAAUCCCUUGGGGGCUCAUUUUCCAGCACAGCGGCUUACAAUCGAGCCUAACAAGACCUUGGCGCUCGCAAAAACCUGCCAAGUAGGUGUCUGUGCCUUGGGCAGAUUGUCAUGUUAGUGUUAGCCUGUGUACACACCACCCCCCGACCCCUCGGAGAAGGGGCCCCUUCUCCGAUUUUUCCUAAGGGAAGGAGGGGGGGUCUAUACACAGGCUAUUAGUGUCUGUGCCUUGGGCAGAUUGUCAUUUCAGUUCCGAAUACCUACCAAACACUCUCGCUAAAAUGAGUUCAUUUAGUCAUUGACUUUGCUACACUUAGGCAAGUGACAGAUGGCUAAGUGCGACGUAAUAUCAUUCAUGCACUCUGCGACCAACACAUUUCCCUCCACACCCCUACUGGGACCACACUCUGUCUUCACGAUCUCGCGAAAAGAACAGCUCUUUUAACAAUUGAUCUCUUUGGCGAUUUCAUUGACAUAAUUAUAUUUGAAACUGGCACCUGUUGCAUUAUAAUUCAAUUAGAUUGAAACCAAAAGAAGAUCAUCUUGGGAAUACGGAUGUUAUACCCUAACAGGAGCCCAUAGGCCUCUGACCCUAACAAAAACUAAAAACUGAGAUAAUCCCUUUUCCCCUUUCAUUCUGCUACCGAUAAAUGCUUUAAAGAUCUUUGAAUGAAACUGAAAUUUACAGCUAAUUUGCCUUUUGCAAAGCUAUACAUGGAUUUAGAUAGAAAAAGUGUGGGGCAUUUUUUUUAAUCAUAGUGCCGUGUACAAACAUCUGAUAAGCAAAAAAGAGUGCCCACAAAUUUUAUCGUGGUGACAAGAGGACUUACCUUGCAAGUUAACUCUUAUUUUUAAUUAUUAUCAUCAACUACCAUUUAAAAAAAGAUGAUAAUAUAAUAAAAUUGAUCGAUUCAACGCUAUUGUUUUCUAAUCGACCGCCCCUCGUUAGGAAUGCGUGACAGGCCACAGUAAUUGAAUUAUUUUAAGCCACGCAAACGUAUAUCAUGAUAUAUUAUUCAGCUGCUUCUUCCUCGUUAAACAAAAAAAAACAGACCUUAAGGGGAUUCUAAGUGAUGGUUCUUGUUUUUCUGUGGAAAGGAGAGUUAUUUUUCUCCUUAGAAAUAUGAAAUGUAAGGAUUAUGUUUCAUGUCAAGUUGUUGAAACGACGCAUCUAAGGCUAAUUUGCAUACGGAGAGUGAAGUCACGUUCAUCGUCGACAAGAAAAAAACCAAGAAAAAGCGAUUACUAAGCUUUCUCCACAUGUUUUCGAAAGUCCAAUAUUUAAAGGGUCUAAUGACAGUUAGUGAUAACUAGAAACGUUAAAACUGUGGAAAUUAGUCGACCAGAUGCAGACCGUUACAAUUCCAGCUUUGCUGUCAAAAUGGUGAAUUUUGGAACAUUAACGGAACUUUGUACAGCACGCAAAGAGGAGUGCCCACAAAUUUUAUUGCAUUAUGAAGUAGACUGGUCUUAGUACUUCUGUUUUAUCAUAGACUUGAGUCUGGGCCAGGUGCCACUUUUGCGAAAUUACCGUUCAGCUCUAGUUAUGCAAAUUACUUCUCCGAUAGGCAAAUUAAAGGUCAUUUUAAAAAAAUCAUAUCUCAGCCAACUUUCCACAGAAUGUAACCAUUAAACCUUGAAACUAUUAAUCAGAGUUAAAACAUUUGUGUGUAAAAUAAUCAGCUUAUUCGGCUAGGUAAGGUAGGUUUGCAAGAGCCCUAAAGUUUCCUUAAAAUCGCACCACUUCCGACGGCAAACUGGCUAGUUUUAGGUAACCGAGAAAAUCUUUCUGUAAAAUAGAGAAAAAAUUGAGUUGGUCCAAAUAAAUGUGAUAUUUCUUCAUGGGAUAGCAUAGUUAUCUUCCACUGGAAAAAUCAGGGCAAUCCGUGAUAGACCAAAAUUUGCCUUAUCGGUUCUUACGCGGACAGCCUCUUAAGCAGUAGCAGUCUUAUUCUUUUAGUUUUGUAAUGAAAUUUAUAAAAGUCUCGUUUUACAAACGCAGCCAGAGCGAUGGUUACAAAACGUGCACAGUGUAAUGAAAAUGUUAAAAGAAGGUCAUUUUAAUAGAAAAACACCUAUUUUUUCUCAUUUUUCGAAUUGCUAGGACAUUACUCAACGUUUGGUGGAGGCGUGUAACACCGUGGCAGGAUCGUCAUUGGAAAACGCUGCCUGGUUCAGACGUACUUUGGCUGUUAUUCCACAACAGGAGGUCAGUUCUGACCAAUCAAGCAACGUAGAUUCGGAAGUGUCUGAAGUGUCGGAAACCGAGCCCACGGUGACACCUCCUACAGCGCUCAGCAGUAACACAACUAGUAAUACAAGUAGCUAUAGUACCCAGGCUCUGUGCGUAUUGGCCGAGGUGCUCGCUCCAGUGUUGGACAUGGUGUUUGGAAGCGAUGAGAAGGAAAGAAUGACAAGUUUUCUUACAACUGUCAUGUACAAUGUCACGCCUUUUCUGAAAAAUCACAGGUACGUUUAAAAAUCCUUUUUCGAUUCUUUCAGUGACACUUUCAAGGUCAUAUUUUUGCCUUUGAACUAUUAUUGCUAACACAGGAAGAAUAUUAAGAAAACUAAGGUAGAAGUCGUCCCUCCAUUUUUUUUUCUUUUAGUGUGGUGAAAAAAAAUUAAACAUUAAACAACUACGGAUGUGAAAAUGAAAUGAAGAAAAAACUACCGUAGUUCUGUGUCAAAUGCUUCUGCAAUGAAACAUACUUAAAAAUCACACUUGGCUUCGAGACUUCAGGGAUUAAAACAAUGAAAUCAUAUUCAGGUUCAGCAAUAAACAAUUCCUUUGUUUUGUUUCAUGCUUAUAAGUAGCCUUUAUUUUUAUUAUAUUUUUAGUCCACACAACGUACCGAGCUUUCGCGCCUGUUGCAGCCUCCUGGCCUCUCUAAGUGGUUACCAGUACACUCGCCGCGCUUGGAAGAAAGACGUCAUGGAACUGUUACUGGAUCCGAGUUUCUUUCAAAUGGAUAUCUCAUGCAUCGGAAGUUGGCGAACGAUCAUCGACAAUCUGAUGACACAAGACAACACGUCGUUUAAAGAGCUCAUGACGCGCGUUGCUGGCCUUAGUCAGAGUGCUUCUAUUAACAUCUUUGCUAAUAGGGAACAGGUAAGGUUCUUUGAAAACUUUGUUAGAAUUCAGUCAAUACUGACCAAUGGGGCCUUGAUUCCAGGGGCCCGUUUCUCGAAUGGCCCGGUAACUUUUCGAGCCCGAAAUCAAAUAUUCAAAUCGAAAUAUAAAGAAUUACGGCGCUUCGACCUUGUCCUCGCAGCUUGCUAAGCCCGCCACACGAGAUAGAGAGCUUUAUCCCACGCUAAAAACUGGUCCACUCAUGAUCCUAGCUAGUUCCGUUUAUCUAGUUUAUUAGUUGGAAUGAUUUUUUUAACAUCAAAUGCAUUAUUUUUGUUAGGAAAUGGAGCAGCGUGCUCAGCACCUGAAGAAGCUUUCGUUCACAAUAUUCUGCAGUGAGGUGGAUCAGUAUCAGUAUUGUCUUCCAGAAAUACAAGAACGCCUGGCUGAAAGUUUGAGGCUACCCCAGUCUCCAGUCGUCCACGAGCAGAUCUUCCUCUUCUUUAGGGUCCUGAUACUGCGCAUCUCUGCUCAGCACCUGACGCCCCUAUGGCCGACGAUAUUUUCUGAAGUCGUUCACGUGUUGCUGCAGAUGGAGAGCGACAUAAGCUCCGAUGCUAAAUCACAGAAGCAGCGAAUGCAGAUUUCGGAAUUGCUGCUCGGUACAAAUGGAUACGUAUCCUACAAUCAAGAAAAAUGGUUGCGACUAUACCUUGCCGUUUGCAAACUUCUCGAUCUUUCCCAAGCGCUGCCUAGCGAUUAUCUAUCCCAGUUCCAGUUAUAUCGCUGGGCGUUUGAAGGAGAGGCAUAUAAUAUGACCGCAGGGGAAGAGAAAGUGCCGGUCUUUAAACCUCACAUAGCUCGCUUGGAAAAAUUACUGAGGAAGAAAAGGAAAGAUCAAACUGCUAUCGAGGAGAUUCAUAGUGUUCCGGGGCAGCCAUUGCUCACAAUGUACCAGAUCAAGUCCUUGGAUCAACUUCUGCCGUUUUUUCAAUGUUUGUCAAAAAAAAUGUUUGCAAACUGCGCUAACACUCAAGACCAAAACAUUAGUAAAAGCUCGCGUGGUAAAAACUUGUUGGAGAGAGUUGUGGAAAGAGAUUUCCUUGAGCCUCUCGUCAUUGAUUAGAUUAGUAAAGCCAUGCAGUACCAAUAUCCUACUUCCGAGGUGCCUCUUAUCUUAGUUUUAAAACAAGGCUAAUUGUAAUACGAAAAUAGCAUUUUUUUACUACUUUCAUUCAGUUUUCAUAUGGAAGGUUUUUUGCACUCAUCCGCGAAUCACUUCGUUUACUUUAGUACCAAUUUACAGGACGGAGGGAAAGUUAAUAAGCAAAACUUGAUAAGAUCUUAGCCUGACUGUGGACGCUUCUUGUAUUGGCCAUUGCAACGUUGCGCAGGAUUCUGGGUCCAAAUACGUCCCAAAAAAGAGUCCCCAUAUUAAGACUUAUCGCAACACGGCCAGUGUUUUAUUUUAAGGGGUUUAUUUUAAAAAUUACUGUUACAUAAAAGGCCAAACCGCUGAAGCCAAAUGUGGUUAGAGUGAAUUUUGAGUCUUCUUCUUUCUUUUUGCUUUCAUUUUAAUGUGAGUUUUUGCUUUUUGAAACAGCUAUUUAAAUAGGCUCAGCAUAUUACUUCAAAAAGUAGUGUUUGUUAUUGCUCGUGUCGUUCUUGAGCAUUUUAUUUAUUGACAAUGCGACUGAAAUUCGAAAAUUUUAAACUGAGAGUUUCUGAUGAAGCAAACGACUGGUAAUGCAGUAAGUAGCAGCAAUAAUACCCUCUUGAGGCCACCAAUGUAACAUUGUUAUUGGAUCGUAUAUUAUUAAGUAAAGAACAUUUUGAAUAUUAUAAGGAUAGUUGUAAACCAUUCGACGAACGGAGAUACAUUGUAUGUGGAAACGCAUUAAGUUGCGAAGAAUAAAAUUAUACCAUGC